Nakaseomyces glabratus is the source of this 753-nucleotide messenger RNA. RefSeq names its product 14-3-3 family protein BMH1 (gene BMH1). Gene Ontology annotation, biological process: intracellular protein localization; signal transduction. NCBI's taxonomy places the organism in Eukaryota, Fungi, Ascomycota, Saccharomycetes, Saccharomycetales, Saccharomycetaceae. The record is from RefSeq and is a predicted model, not a curated record. Gene Ontology annotation, cellular component: cytoplasm.
AUGUCGCCAAGUCGUGAGGAUAGUGUGUAUUUGGCCAAGCUGGCUGAGCAGGCCGAGAGGUACGAGGAGAUGGUUGAGUCUAUGAAGGAGGUGGCCUCGAGUGGUCAGGAGUUGAGUGUUGAGGAGCGUAACCUGCUGUCGGUUGCUUAUAAGAAUGUUAUUGGUGCGCGCAGAGCGUCCUGGAGGAUUAUCUCCUCGAUCGAGCAGAAGGAGGAGAGCAAAGAGAAGGCUGAGCACCAGGUUGAGUUGAUCCGCACGUACCGUGGCAAGAUCGAGACCGAGCUGACGAAGAUCUCUGACGACAUACUGUCUGUGCUAGACUCCCACCUGAUCCCAUCCGCCACCAGCGGCGAGUCCAAGGUUUUCUACUACAAGAUGAAGGGUGACUACCACCGUUACUUGGCUGAGUUCUCCAGUGGUGAUGUGAGGGACAAGGCCACCGAGGCCUCCCUAGAGGCUUACAAGACCGCCUCAGAGAUCGCCACCACAGAGCUGCCACCAACACAUCCUAUCAGAUUGGGUCUGGCUCUGAACUUCUCCGUGUUCUACUACGAGAUCCAAAACUCCCCAGACAAGGCUUGCCACUUGGCUAAGCAAGCUUUCGACGACGCCAUCGCCGAGCUGGAUACAUUGUCCGAGGAAUCCUACAAGGACAGUACUCUAAUCAUGCAAUUGCUAAGAGAUAACUUGACCUUGUGGACUUCCGACAUGUCUGAAGCUCAAGAUGAACAAAAUGACGAACCACCAAAAUGA